GAGACCAAGACAGAUCGUUUUAUUUUCUCUUCUGGGAAUCUCAGCUUUUUUUAAAAAAAUAUCCAGAGUCCAGAUCAUCGUAUUCAAUUUGAUUAAUCAUAAAUCAGAUUUCAUUUCGUUAUCCUUUCCCAGGAUUCAAUUUCUUCGAAUCCGAUCGAAUUUCGAAUAUUUUCAAUCCGAGUUCGAGCGUUCAUGGCUUCCUUGUCUUGUCAUUAAUGCUUUUGGUUCGAAUCCAUAAAAAUCAUUGAUUUCACCUAUUUUCAGAAAUCAGAAAUAAUGGGUUUAUCAAAUGACAGGAUCAAAUUCAACGUUGGUGGCAGAAUCUUCGAAACGACAGCGACAACGCUCGCUAACGCAGGUCGCGAUUCCUUCUUCGGAGCAUUAUUCGACGAAAAUUGGAAUCUUUCACAACCCGGGGAUCUCUUCAUCGAUAGGAAUCCAGAUUGCUUCGCUGUUCUUCUCGAUCUUCUCCGAACAGGAGACUUAAACAUCCCGCCUAAUAUCCCGGAGCGUCUCCUUCACAAAGAAGCAAUGUUCUACGGCUUAAUAGACCACUUACGAACCGCAAAGUGGGGACCUUUCGACGGUAACAGACUCCACCUAUCUCGUUCCGUCACCGGCAUAGCUCCUGGAGACGGAACGGCGAUAAGAGCUGGUCCGGAUGGUGGAUGCUGCAUAGCUCAUGGGAGUGUCGUCCAUGUCUUUGAUUGGAUGCUUGAGGAGCAUCCAACGAUUAAUCUUGAUUACCAGAGAGUGAACGAUGUUGGUUGGAUUGAUUCUGGUAACAUUGUACUCUCUGCUUGUGAGAGAUUAGGAAGAGGAGAUGGAGGAAUGGGAUUGUUUAGCUCAUCUUCUGGUGAGCUUAGGUAUAAGUUUCAGGUUAGUCAUGAUAAUCAGGUUAAGAGUUAUAGUGCUGGAGCUUUGAGUUUUAGUCCUGAUUCUAAGAUCUUUACGAGCUGUAAAGGAAGAAGUAAUGAGUAUGGGAUUGGAGUUUGGGAUCAAAGUACUGGAAAGCAAGUAGAUUUCUUUUACGAGAGUCCUGGUUGGUCUUUAGGAGAUGCUGAUAAGUUGCAAUGGUUGAGUGGUAAGAAUUGUCUUCUUGUAGCUACUUUGUUUCCAAGGAAAGAUAACUGUUAUAUUAGCUUGUUGGAUUUCCGAGAGAAGAACAUGGUCUGGUCUUGGUCUGAUAUCGGAUUUCUUACAAUGGCGGAAGAGAAGAGAGUGAGAGACGCGAUAGCAAUGGAAGAGAGCAAUUCGAUAUGUGUGGUGAAUGAGUUUGAAGAUCUAGGGUUUAUUGAUCUGAGGAUGGAUGGAGGAGGGAGUAGUGUGAGGUGGAGUUCUAGGAGCAGGUUGAUGAAAAGCAAGAUGCCUGAUGAGCCUUGUUACCCCAAACUUGCUUUGCAUGAAGGCCAGCUCUUCUCGUCUAUGAAUGAUUCCAUCUCUGUGUUUUGUGGAUCAGACUGGGUUUUGACUUCUAGGUUGAAAAGAAGCUAUGGCGGCUCCAUUUGUGAUUUCUCUAUUGGUGGGGAUAGGUUGUUUGCAUUGCACAGUGAGGAGAAUGUGUUUGAUGUGUGGGAGACUCUUCCUCCUCCCAUCAUCUGAUUUCACAUUUUGAUAUCUUGAGCUUAGUCUGGUCUGUUUCUGUUGCUUCUGGUUUGCUUCUUUUGUUAAUGUUUUAGGGUUGUUAGAAAAUAUAUAGGAUGAGAGAAAUAGCAAUAGUCAAGAGAAUAUAAACAUAGAGAACAUGAUCAUAGACUUUUGUUAGGAUUGAUAUUAAUACGAUUUUAAGUUUCCAGUUUCAGGUUGUGUUCUGUUUUGUCCUUAUAUGACUCUUUCUCAAUGUAAAGAAUUAAUCCUCUUUUGACCUUUAGCUUUAAGCUCCUUUCAUGGUGGUGUGAACUGUGACCACAGUCUCAGAUUUCUAAAGAUUUGAUGAUUCGCUCCCUUAUUUUGGACAUGUGAGUGUCUUUUGUUGGACAGUGAAUGACUUUGUCUUUCCACUUUCCGUAAAGAAGUCCCAAGAAUUUUGCUUUAGCUUUCUUUUCUCUCUUCACUUUUUCUUUUGGCUUUUUU
Messenger RNA from Arabidopsis thaliana (thale cress), 2073 nucleotides. Its product is annotated as BTB/POZ domain with WD40/YVTN repeat-like protein. The transcript has a single exon. Bases 277 to 1602 code for a protein of 441 amino acids. NCBI's taxonomy places the organism in Eukaryota, Viridiplantae, Streptophyta, Magnoliopsida, Brassicales, Brassicaceae. The record is from RefSeq and is marked reviewed. Gene Ontology annotation, biological process: protein ubiquitination; protein homooligomerization.